AUGGCAGCUCCCAUGGUAAACAAGAAAAUAUUUAAUAUAGACAAGAAAUCCAGUAACAGUAAAAAAUCAAAGACCAUCCAUGCUUCUCCCACAGCCCAACAAAUGUCCACCAGUACAAACAACAAUCCAGGAAGAGACAAACAGGCAGAUAAGGACCCUGCUUUGAACAAUCUUGAGCCUAAACAGGCAAACAAAACAUGGAUCAAACAACAGAAUUGA
Acaulospora colombiana is the source of this 219-nucleotide messenger RNA. NCBI's taxonomy places the organism in Eukaryota, Fungi, Glomeromycota, Glomeromycetes, Diversisporales, Acaulosporaceae. The record is from the annotation of a GenBank genome assembly.